This is a messenger RNA of Dictyostelium purpureum, 633 nucleotides long. RefSeq lists its product as uncharacterized. Gene Ontology annotation, molecular function: calcium ion binding. The transcript has 5 exons. Bases 34 to 522 code for a protein of 162 amino acids. NCBI's taxonomy places the organism in Eukaryota, Evosea, Eumycetozoa, Dictyosteliales, Dictyosteliaceae. The record is from RefSeq and is a predicted model, not a curated record.
AAUAAAUAAAUAAAAGAUAGAAACAAAUAAAAAAUGGCCUCAGUAAUGGAUGUAUGCAGAAAAAUUGAAAAAGAUGUUGAUGACAUGUUACAAAAAUAUGACAAAGAUGGAGACAAAAGUUUAACUCGUAGUGAAGUUGUUGAAUACUUUUCUAAAACUGAUCCAAAAAUGGCAAAAAUCAACGCUGUAAUGAUCUUCAAAUUAUUAGAUCACAACAGAGAUGACACUAUUUCAAUUAAUGAAAUUAGAAAACAUGCCACUAAAUUAAAUAAAAAGAAUUUAGAAGCUGCUAUUAGCCGUGAAGUAAACCAAAUUUUAGAAACUCAUGACAAAAAUGGAGACCAAAAAAUCACACUUGAUGAAAUGGUUCAAAGCUUGAUGAAAACUUCAAAUUUGGAUAAAGAAACUGCUAGAGAAACUGCUGAAUUUUAUUUCAGUGAAAUUGAUGGUGAUAAAGAUAAUGUCAUGACUGUUGCUGAGCUUAGAAAAUAUUACGGCUCCUUAGCAAAUCCACAACAAUAGUUGAUUGUUUUUCUAUGAAACAAAAAUCACUUUUAAGGUGAUAUAAUUACUAUUAAUUAAUUAAUAAAAAGCAUAAAAAAUACAAAAAGGUAUAUUAAUAGUUUAAAAAAA